AUGGUUCGCAAUCUUCGCAUGACAAAUUUGACAACGCAACUAGCAACCAUUUCAAUGCACGCGGAAACAGCAAAGCCAGUGAAGCUUGAUGAUAAGCUGAUGCUGUCUUUAAGAAUGUACAAAAGUUAUCCAUCGUCAGGAAUAUUACCUAUACAUUCAUCUGAUUUCAUAAGGAAUAUUGUAAAUAAUUAUAAUGGACCGAUCAUUCUUGAAUUCGUAAAGAUAUCGUCGUAUUUAAGAACGAAACCAGAAUUUCGACAUGACUUUGUUUUGAAGACAUGUGGAAUGCAUAGGCAGUGA
Molecule: messenger RNA, 300 nt
Organism: Cercopithifilaria johnstoni
Lineage: Eukaryota; Metazoa; Nematoda; Chromadorea; Rhabditida; Onchocercidae
Source: the annotation of a GenBank genome assembly